Molecule: messenger RNA, 1988 nt
Organism: Acanthaster planci (crown-of-thorns starfish)
Lineage: Eukaryota; Metazoa; Echinodermata; Asteroidea; Valvatida; Acanthasteridae
Gene: nudcd1
Product: NudC domain containing 1
Source: RefSeq, a predicted model, not a curated record
CUGACCCCGAAGUACAUACUUAAGUACACGUGAAAGCUCAACGCUAAGAAGCAUCAACGGACGGGACUAUGUAUGGAAGUACCAUGAAUUGACGUCCAUCAUCAGCCCAAAAUGUGUACAGACACCUUGCAAGCCAAUCGCGACCUCCUGGAUCCGCAUUUUGAUGGUUAUAAGCUGUCACUGGAUCCACUGCCAACGUAUUCCAUUGAUGUAGUAUGUGGCAUUGAUGAAGUGAAGCUUCGUAACGAUCAGUACACCCUGCAGCAUGUCAAGGCAUUUGGCAUUCACAACCAUUUGGUUCAUGACCAGUGGAACCCCAACUGUGUGUACUACAUUGAUCAGGAGUGGAAAGUGAUUCAACACAGAGUUGUUCUGGAGUCCCAGCUUCAACCUGGCAGGGUGGUGUUUGAGAUCAGCCACGAAUGCGAGCAGCGUAGCAGGCCGAGGCACAACGCCACACUGCACUUCCCAUCUGCUGAACUCUGUCUCCUAGCAGAUGGGGCCGGAACGCUUUACCUACUCGCCACAGCUGACAGAGACUGUGCUGAGCUGUCAACGUGGCAGGUUUUGUACAGUGGAGAGGUCUGCGGUCCGGCAACACCCUUCGUGUUACUCCACUCAGUAGCACAGGCGGACUCGGCAUCAGUUCAUUGUUUACUGCUACGAAUCGAGGAGGAGCAGGACCGUACAACAGGAGAUGAAUGUGAAGCAAGCACAGCCAGGACGUCAGGCAAUUUUGCUGCCUUACUAGAUUGGCUGACAAUGUCAAAACCACAAGGUGCGUCAUCACAUCAAGUCAGUCGCAGACGGAAGUUAAAGAGUAAACUGGCCCCCUUUUACGCUGCAGUGGAAGCAACCGGCCAAGCGCUGUUCCUUGCUGGGGAAGCAGAGUUUAAGAUAACAGAAGAUUCAGCCAAAAGUGCUACAGAAGACCAGAAACAAGACAUAAAGGAGAAAGAUGCUGACAUUUCUACCAAUACAACACACCCUCAGUACACAUGGACUCAAACCGAUGACGAUGUGACUCUCGUCUUUAUUCUUCCUCCGUCCACACCCAAGUCUGCUGUUAAUCUGACGCUGACUCCCGACACCAUGCAGCUCAGUGUCAAGAAUGGUGACGAGCUGCUCAGUGGCGCCCUCUACAGAGCCGUUGACGUACAGCUGUGCACGUGGACACUGGAAAAUCGAAAGCUGGAAGUAACUCUGGCAAAGGCAGAUGAGGGUCCCAUGUGGACUGAGGUUGUCGUCGGCAAUCACCGUGGGGAGUACGUGAUUGAUGAAGAUCAGGCUCGAAUCAUCCAUGAUAGGCUUGCACAUCUUACAUCUGACCAACUGAACCCUGACCCUGUACCAGGCGGCAGCCAGCCUGGAAUCGGCCCUCAUGACUUAGAAGAAUGCGAUGCCCUACCAGAUGGGUACUCGACUCUGGUUAGACUGGAUGGCGAGUCACAUACUGUCACCAACAGGGCAAGCCUGAGCAGUCACCAGUUCCUAUUCAAUGCCCAGCUGCAUCCUGACAAACUGCCGUGCAUCUGCCUACGUCAUGAUGUGGAUGGGUUGCUAUGGCAACCAGGCAUGGGAGCCGAUGGGCAGCGCAGCGCACCCUGGUGCCACGCAGCCACCUUCAAUGCCCUUGGCUACGUUCAGGCCUCCAAGCGGGACCGCAAGUACUCCUGCUGCCCGCCCGGCUGCUCCUACGCCGUGGUGUGCGACUGCAUCCGGCACCUGUAUGUCUACCGGCAGCCCGCCCCCAUCUUGUCUCCCCUCAGGAAUAGGAAGAGCGGGCGAGUGGUCAGCCAGAUUGCCAAGCAGCAACUUGUCAGUCUAGAAUCAACCGAUGACAUCUUGGGCGUGGCUGCCGCUGAUGACAGACUCUUUGUGUUGACUAACAACAAAUUGUAUGUAAUCAGAGUAGACCAGCAGUGAAAUGAACGCACAUAAUUCUUGCAGAGAAAGUAAAACAAAUCUCCGUCAUAGACUUCUUCAUU